AUGGCUUCCAAAGGGAACGGAGCGGGGCAGGCUUUUGCGCCCGUCCUGGCAGCUCUCGCGACAAUGCAAGGGAAUGCUGCUCGGUCAGAAAAGACACAGGCUCAUGAGUUCCUCGAAAAGUUUCAGAAAUCAGUCGAUGCGUGGACUACAACGCAUGCCUUACUACAAUCCACAGAGAUACCCGUCGAAGCAAAGCUAUUCGCAGCUACAACACUGAAAGGAAAAAUCACAUAUGAUCUAGAUCAAAUACCUGCAGAGUCCCUAUCAGCUCUGAGGGACUCCAUCCUCUCCCUCCUAAAUGUUUAUAGCUCGGGACCAAAACCGAUACAGACUCAACUGUGCGUUUGUUUAGCCAGUCUGGCUAUCCAAAUGACAGCAUGGAAGGAUGUCCUUGCUACCGUUGGCUCAGCUCUGGGAAGUGAGUCGGGAGACUGUGUCUUAGAAUUCCUCAAAAUACUCCCCGAGGAGGUUACAGAAGGGCGCAAAAUCAACAUGACUGAAGAGGAACUUUCCACAAGGACAGCAGAACUAUUGGAGAACAACGCAGAUCAUGUCUUACGUCUCCUAGUGCAAUAUGCGCAGUCUUCUGAAUCUGCCGCAACAAACCCUCAACUUCUGGAAUGCAUUACCUCGUGGAUGCGUGAAAUACCAUCUGCGCAAAUAGUCAACUCCCCCCUUUUGGACUUAAUUAUCAAGGCCCUCUCCAAUGACCGUAGUUUCGAAGCUGCUGUGGAUACCAUCUGUACAAUAUACAGGGACACGCUUGAGGUUGAUGACGCAAUGUCUAUCAUCCAAACGCUGUAUCCAAGGAUAAUUGCCCUAAGACCCAAAAUUAGGGAGGCUGCAGAGACAGAGGAUUUUGAAAUGCUCAGAGGAUUAACCAGGCUUUUUGCUGAAGCUGGCGAGGCAUGGGUAGUGCUGAUUGCCCGUUUGCCCACUCAAUUUAGAAGUUUAGUCGAAGCAGUCUUGGAAUGCUGCAUCGUUGACAAGGAGCGGGAUGUGAUCUCCAUUACCUUUGUCUUUUGGUAUGAGCUUAAGCAGUAUUUGACCAUAGAACGAUACCUGCCGGCUAGAACGGAGCUUGCCGACUUAUUCUCGAAGUUGGUGGAUAUUAUGAUCAAACAUCUGGAAUACCCUUCGCCUGAUAAUGAGCAUAGCGAUUUAUUCGAUGGAGAUCGCGAACAGGAGGAAAUAUUCCGUGAAUUCCGCCACUCUAUGGGCGAUGUGCUUAAAGACUGCUGCGCGGUUAUUGGUGUCACCGAAUGUCUUGGGAAAUCAUAUAGUCUGAUUCAGAACUGGGUCGCUAAAUACGCGUCUCAAGCAACACAUGCCCAUGUCCCACAUUGGCAAGAGUUGGAAGCGCCGCUUUUCAGUAUGAGAGCGAUGGGGAGGAUGGUGGAGCCUGAAGAAAGCUCCGUUUUGCCGCAAAUAAUCCCCCUCAUUGUACAGAUACCCGAUCAAGAAAAAGUGCGAUUUCAGGCCAUCAUGGCUCUCGGUCGAUAUACGGAAUGGACCGCCCAACACCCUGAAACGCUUGAAGCCCAAUUGAAUUAUGUCAUAUCCGGUUUCCAGCACAAGUCGCAGGAGGUCGUACAGGCGUCUGCUCUCGCAUUCAAAUUUCUUGGUACCGAUUGUCAAAAGCUUCUUGGUGGUCAUAUCACCCAGCUUCAUUCCUUUUACGAAUUGGUCAUCGACAACCUAAAGCCGUCUAGUCAGGAAGAAGUUACGGAGGGAGUGGCUGCGGUAGUUGCUGUGCAGCCAGUCGAGAAAAUAUACGAAACCCUAAAGUUAUUCUGUGAUCCUAUCAUGAAUAGAAUCAUGAAUCUCGCGAACAAUGCUAAGGAUGAUGCAGGCCAGAAGGCGGUUGCCGAUCAUCUCCAAUUAAUUACUAUCUUCAUUCAAGUCGUCUCACCUUAUGUCGGCCCCGGUACCCAAAAUCCCGGCGUCAGAUACUGUGAGGAGAUCCUCCCCGUUCUAAAUACAAUCGUGCUGAAUUUCACAAAAUCCGUCCCCAUUCUUGAGAGGGUAUGCCGGUGCUGGCGCCACAUGAUUAUCUCCUACCGAAACGCCAUGACUCCUCUCUUACCAAGUUUAGCGCAAAGCAUAUCUGCAGGAUUUGAGGCAUCCAAAGAAGGCUGUUUCCUGUGGGCUACAGAUGCAGUCAUUCGAGAAUUCUCUGAUGGGGCUGAGUAUGUUGAUCAAGCGACAAGUGAUGCCGUAUAUCAAUUCUUUGAGCAACAAGUUGUACUCUUUCUCAGAAUUCUCAAUGACUUGCCACCCCACCAUCUCCCUGAUAUGAUCGAAGAUGUUUUCCGCCUCCUAACCGACGCAGUACGCUACUAUCCCAAAAAAUCCCUAACCUCCCAAUUAGCCGCUCCAAUUUUCUCCGCCUCCCUAAGCGCCCUUACACUUCAGCAAGUCGACCCUCUAACCGCAGUCCUCCACUACUGCCGCGAUGUGCUCAGCUUUGGCUUUGACAAACCAUCCAUAUCUGAAUUCACAGACCCUGAUGGUGAACCAUACACCAACACCCCGGAAGUUCGUUCCGCUGUGAAGCAGUUAAUAACUUCACAAGGCGCGGUGCUCGUCCAGAGAGUGUUGACGGGGAUGAUGUUCAGUUUCCCUGACGACUGCUUCCCAGAUGCCUCUGGGGUUCUGAUGGCACUGUUUGAAAUGAUGCCGCAGGAAACGGCAAGCUGGGUAGAAGCGACUGUGCACAUGCUGCCUGCUGGAACUGUUAAACCAGGCGAAAGUGAUCGGCUUAUGAAAACAUUAUCUGAAAAGAUUCAGCAGGGUGAUGUUCGGAGGACAAGAGUUGUUUUGCAAGAUUUCACAAACUCUUAUCGACGGAGAAAUGUAGCCCCCAGAGAGGGCCUGGGUAGGCUGGAAGCGGCCCGAUUCAAGUUCAGUGGCUAG
Molecule: messenger RNA, 2916 nt
Organism: Paracoccidioides brasiliensis Pb18
Exons: 8
Coding region: 1-2916 (971 amino acids)
Biological process (GO): protein import into nucleus
Cellular component (GO): nuclear membrane; cytoplasm
Molecular function (GO): small GTPase binding
Source: RefSeq, a predicted model, not a curated record